AUGGCGUACGGUUCAACGGAUUCUCCGUCAGAGGACGAUUCUCUCCUCAAUGGACACCGUGCGGAAGAGAACGGUGAUGGCCCCAAGACAGCAUGGACGCAGGUCAAGGCCUUCUACAGCGAAAACAUUGGCUUGUUCUUUGUGUUUUUGGCACAAAUGUUUGCAUCGAUUAUGGCCAUGACUACUCGUCUGUUAGAGACGGGCUUCGACACCAAGUUCCACGCCCUGCAAAUCAUCUUUGUCCGGAUGAGCAUUACAGCUACCAUUGGUUCUAUAUAUCUUUGGCGAAAGGGCGUUGCCGACUUUCCCUUGGGGCCUCGUGGUGUGCGGGGACUCUUGGUUAUCAGAGGAUUGACUGGCACGGUGGGCUUAUUUGGACUAUAUUACUCGCUGUCGUUUUUGGAUAUUGCCGAUGCAACAGUCAUUACCUUCCUGGUCCCCACGAUUACUGGAUUCGUCUGCUGGGUUGCCUUGCGGGAACCGUUUACAGUGAGAGAAGCGAUUGCAGGCAUCAUUGCCUUCUCGGGCGUCCUCUUUAUUGCCCGCCCAGCUUUCAUCUUUGACAAUCUGCCCGGCCACAAGAAGCCGCAGGGCUCGGCGCACGUCGCAGGCGGCAUCUUUGAUCCGGUGCCAGCAACACCGGCGGAACGAUCUGUGGCUGUCAUCUGUGCUGUUGUGGGAUCUUUCUGUGCUGCCGGAGCGUAUGCUACCAUCCGCGUCAUUGGAAAGAGAGUACAUUCGCUUGUGAGCGUAAACUACUUUGCUGUCCUCUCGACAGUGACGUCGUUUUUGGCUCUCAUUUUGCUGCCGGAUAUUGGCUUCAAGAUGCCAAAAUCUACAGCGCAAUGGUUGCUGCUCUUGUCCAUUGGUCUCUCGGGAUUCUUGCUGCAGGUACUUCUUACCGAGGGCUUGCAGCGGGAGAGAGCGGGACGCGCCACCAACAUGAUUUACACACAGCUUGUUUGUGCGCUGGUCCUAGAGAGAAUCGUAUGGGGUACCACACCACCCGUAGAAAGUUUUGUUGGUAGCGCCCUCAUUAUUGGCGCUGCUGUCUGGGUCGGUCUGCAAAAGAAGAACCCGCAGCCUGUAACUGCGCCAUCGUCUGACGAGGAGGAAGCAUCGUCUGGUGCUGCCGCUAAUACCCCUACUCGUGCUACUGAUCGGCCAAAUGAGCAGACUCGCCUUCUCCAAGAUGAAUAA
Messenger RNA from [Torrubiella] hemipterigena, 1200 nucleotides. NCBI's taxonomy places the organism in Eukaryota, Fungi, Ascomycota, Sordariomycetes, Hypocreales, Clavicipitaceae. The record is from the annotation of a GenBank genome assembly.